AUGUCAGAAAUUAAUGAAAAUUUUGGAUUUUUGUAUGGUAGUAGCUUGACGGACCACUCUAUGGACUAUAUACAAAAAUGUGCAGCUGACUUAUCUCUGAAGUAUGAAACCGAUCUAAAUUCUUCCGAUUUUAUCUCUGAAAUAAAAGAUUUUAAGUCUCAAGCAUUUUCUCUUUUAUCUGACUUAAGAGCCGCAACACCUUUAGCCCUACUACAAUUAAUUACAACAUAUUCUUUGCGUGCUGAAUAUCCAAAUGUCGAAAUAGCUUUACGCAUAUUUUUGACUUUGCCAAUAACUGUGGCGACGUGUGAAAGAUCAUUCAGUAAGUUAAAGCUCAUAAAAAACUAUUUGAGGUCGACUAUGGGACAAGAUCGAAUAUCUGAUAUGGCUAUUUUAUCUAUUGAACAUACAGUGGUAAAUACUUUAGAUAUAAACAAACUUAUUGAAGACUUUGCUGGGAAAAAAGCUAGAAAAAUUGCAAUUUAA
Macrosiphum euphorbiae (potato aphid) is the source of this 486-nucleotide messenger RNA. The record is from the annotation of a GenBank genome assembly. NCBI's taxonomy places the organism in Eukaryota, Metazoa, Arthropoda, Insecta, Hemiptera, Aphididae.